Molecule: messenger RNA, 5657 nt
Organism: Hemibagrus wyckioides
Lineage: Eukaryota; Metazoa; Chordata; Actinopteri; Siluriformes; Bagridae
Product: myosin-16
Exons: 23
Coding region: 370-3702 (1110 amino acids)
Cellular component (GO): myosin complex
Source: RefSeq, a predicted model, not a curated record
AGGUAACAGAAAGCUCACUUCCUCUGGGAGCCUAGAGGAGACAGCAGGAUGGGCAGUGUGUGCCUGUGCUGAGGAUGGAGAAGAGAGUGUGUGUAAUCCAGACUGACUUUCACCAGUACAGACCCUUGACAGGAAUCCACAGCAAACAUCUUGCACAGAGUCCUCCGGAUAAAGCGGGAGAAGACACCACCUGUUUCUCACUCAGAAGGAGACGUUACACGGUGUGAGGUGGAGUAGCAGUGAGCUAACUUCAACAUCAAGAAAAUAAAACAGGGAGCAGUGAGCACUGAGAGAAGAAGCCUGUACAUAAAGGUGUGUAGUGAUCCAGUUUGAGGAGCAUUUGACAGUUGGAGCUACUGUAUCUGGGACAUGGAGGCUGUUUGUCAGAACCAGACUGAAGUUUUUUCUGUAAAUUGCCGGAGGUGCUGUUCGCUGUCCAAGGAUUCAGAGGGAGCCUGUGAGAUACAGGUAGAGCCAGAACAAGAGGAACUGGAUUGGGAUAAUUUUAGUACAUCCAUACAACAUCGCCAGGAGCAGGAGGCACUGCAGCAGGCCGAGCAGCGCUGUGCACAGUUGGUCCAGGCCAGGCGUGAGCUGGAGGCUCAGGUGGUUCAGCUUGAAUUGCGUGUAGAGCAGGAGGAAGACGCUAACGCUCAGCUCGCCUCGCAGCGUCACACACUCCAGGCAGAGUGCAGAAGCCUGCAUCAAGACCUAGAGGAGCUGGAGAGCGCGCUCAGUGCGGUGGAGAAGGACAAACAGAAAACCAUCGAAGACCUACAGUUUGAGGAGGAGAAGGUGAAUCUCUUGACUAAAGAGAAAGCAAAGUUCCAGGUACACAUCGAGGAGUUGGAGUACCAGCUGGAACAAGAGAGGAAGCAGCGCACUGAGCUGGAAAGGAGCAGGAGGAAGUUAGAGGGAGACAGUAAGAACACCAUGGAGAACCUCAGCGAGCUGGGCAAGAUGAGGGCCAACCUAGAGGAGCUCAUCAAAAAGAGAGAUGUGGAGAUUAGUGACACCAGCAGCCGACUGGAGGCCGAGGAGGCACUGAGUGCAGGGCUCCAGAAGAAGAAUAAGGAGUUGCAGGUUCGCAUUGAGGAACUGGAAGAAGAGCUGGAGGCAGAGAGAGCCAUGAGAGUGAAGGUAGAGAAGCAGCGUGCUGACCUUACCCGAGAACUGGAUGAUCUGACAGACCGGCUGGAGGAGGCAGGAGGAGUCACAGCCUCUCAGAUGGAGAUGAAUAAAAAGCGUGAGGUGGAGCUGCAGAGGCUGAGGCGGGAGCUGGAGGAAUCUUCGGCUCAGGCUGAAACGAUGGCGGCGGCUCUGAGGAAGAGGCACGGAGACUCGCUGGCUGAGCUGAGCGAGCAGUGUGAGGGCCUGCAGAGGACUCGUGCCAAACUAGAGAAAGAGAAACAGAAUCUGCUGCUGGAGGUGGACGACCUGGCAGUUUCACUGGACACCAUGCAGAAGGCCAAGGCAUCCACUGACAUGCAGCUGAAGAAACUGGAGGACUUGCUGUCUGAAGCCAGUUUGAGGAACGAAGACCUGCAGAAAGCUUUCACUGAGGUCACUGUGGCCAAGAACAGACUGAUAGCUGAUAAUAAUGAGCUGAGCAGACAGACAGAGGAGACAGAGACAAAACUCAGCCAGACGAGCCGCUCUAGAAGCCUGCUGAUGGCACAGCAUGAGGAGCUCAAGAAACAGUACGAUGAAGAGGUCAAGAGUAAAGUGGCAUUGAGCAGCAGUUUGGUAACAGCGCGACAGGAGUGUGAGUCACUGAAGGAGCAGCUGGAGGAAGAACAGGAGAGCAAACUGGAGCUGCAGCGCCUCGUCUCCAAGCUCAACAGCGACGUCACACACUGGAGAAGUCGCCACGAGGCCGACUCUAUCCAACACACCGAUGAACUAGAGGAGGCCAAGAAAAAGCUGCAGGCUCGGCUGCAGGAGGCUGAGGAAGCCGUAGAGGCCACGCAGUCCAAGUGCUCCAGCUUGGAAAAAACCAAACAGAGGCUGCAGGCGGAGGUGGAGGAACUCUGUUUGGACCUGGAAAAGGCCAACAAUGCUGCUGCGGUCCUGGAUAAGAAGCAGCGAAUGCUGGAUAAGCAGCUGGGAGACUGGAGGCAGAAGUGUGAGGAACUGCUGGCUGAGGUGGAAAGCUGUCAGAAAGAGAGCAGACAGCAUGCCGCCGAGCUCUUCAAGCUGAAAACAGCCUACGAGGAGUCUGUGGAACAAAACGAGGCUCUACGCAGGGAAAACAAGGCCUUCCAAGAGGAAAUUGCUGAUCUCACUGACCAACUUUCGGAUGGAGGGAAGAGCGUUCACGAGCUCCAGAAAAUGAAAAAAAAGAUUGAGAUGGAAAAAGAAGAACUGCAGGCUUCACUGGAGGAGUCUGAGGCAGCAUUGGAGGCUGAGGAGACUAAAGUACUUCGGUUGCAGCUGGAGCUUUCUCAAGCAAAAGCAGACACUGAGCGCCGGCUGCAGGAAAAGGAGGAGGAGAUGGAGGCUGCCAGGAAAAUCCACCAGAGGGCGCUAGAGUCUCUGCAGGCCAGUUUGGAUGUGGAGGUGAAGGGACGGACAGAGGCAGCACGUCUGAAGAAGAAGAUGGAGAGCGAUAUAAAUGAGCUGGAGUUACAGGUGGACCUGCUCAACAAGAACAAUGCAGAGCUGAUGAAAACUGCCAAAAAGACACAGCAACAGAUCAAGGACCUGCAGGUUCAGCUGGAAGACGAAACACGGCUGCAGGAAGAACUGAGAGAGGAACAGGCCCUGCUGGAGCGACGCUGCACUCUGCUGGUCACCGAGGGAGAGGAGAGUCGUACCGGACUCGAGGCAGCAGAGCGAGCUCGCAAAACCCUGGAGACUGAGCUCCAAGAGGCCAGGGAGAAAUACAAUGACAUUAACAACCAGUUCCAGUCAGCCUGCAGCGGCAAGCGGAAACUGGAGGUGGAUCUUCAGCAGGUCACCCAGGAGCAUGAGGAGCUGCAGAAUGAACUGAGAGGAGCUAAUGAUAAGAUCAAGAAAGCUCUAUGUGAGACUGCACGAGUAUCCGAGGAGCUUCGUGUGGAGCAGGAGCACAGUAUGCAUUUGGAGCGUGUGAAGAAGGGCUUAGAGGCUCAGCUCAAAGACAUGACUGUCAGACUGGAUGAGGCCGAGCAGCUGGCCAUGAAAGGAGGAAAAAAGAUUAUUCAGAAGCUGGAAGGCAGGGUAAAGGAGUUGGAGCUGGAUUUGGAAACAGAGCAGAAGAAAUACACGGAGACGGUGAAGACGCUGCGGAAGAAUGAACGCCGUCUCAAGGAGCUCCUCUUCCAGUCUGAGGAGGACCAGAAGAACCAGCAAAGAAUGCAGGAGCUGCUGGAACGCCUGCAGAUCAAAAUGAAAACCUAUAAGAGACAAGUGGAGGAGGCGGAGGAGCAGGCCAACGUAAACCUGGCCAAGUACAGAAAGACCGUACACGAGCUGGACGACGCAGAGGAGCGAGCCGACAUAGCCGAAUCUGCUCUCACUAAGAUCAGGACCAAGAAUAGAGGCAGCUUUGGCAAGGGCUACUCAUCAGGUUACAGCACUCCAUAUGCAGGGGUGGUACGAUCCCCAAGCUCCGUGGGCUCAGAAGGCAGAGGGGAGAAGAUCCUCACUGAUGAUGACGAAUCAGUCAGUUCUCUCAUCCCCACUUAUCUCAAUUCUCUGAAAAAACUGAUGAUUGACUAAAACAUUUUACUGGCCACACCUUUAUAUUCUCAGUAUUAUCCUUUUUUUUUUACUUAAAAUACAGUGUGGGCUGUAAAUAAUUGGUCAGUGACAAUUUAGUUGUUUUGGCUGAGAACUUCUGCACACUGGAUCUGAAAUAAAUCACCAACGUGAGCCUUAAAUCAAAACAAACUCCAUCUUAAUUGCCUGUAUCAUUCGGGCAGCUGGGUAUUGUUGCACUAUUAGUUCAUACACAGAAGAGCUAACCAGAUGUGGAGUAGGUCUUUACUUUAAGCCUCAUUUAUUGCCAUUUUGUUUUCUGAACACAAAGACCAAAGAAACAGGACAUCACGAAUCUGAAAUAUCAGAAUAAAUCUAUCAGAGACAAAGCCAAAGCAACCAUAUUGCAUGACUGACCAAUUAUUCGACUGUUUUUUCACCCGAAAACAUCAUUCUGAAAUGGCAAUAAUGUUCUUUUAAGAAUACCACAAUUAAUAGAUAGAAUAUUCAAGAGUAAAAAUUAGAUAAGUUUAAUAAUAAUAAUAAUAAUAAUAAUAACAAUUAUUAUUAUUAUUAUUAUUAUUAUUAUUAUUAUUAUUAUUAUUAUUAUUUUAAAAAAAAGUUAAAGCCACUGAGUAUUUAAAGACAUAUCAUGUAUACCAGCAAAGAGUGCUUUUGGCUUUUGGCAGGUUUACUUACAAUGCAGUUUUUUAAGUAAUGUCAAGAAAUAAAUAGAUUAAUAAGUGAUUUUUUUUAAAGCAAUGAUUCACUGUAUUAAUAAUACUGUAUUUUAAUCCCUUAUAAAUAGAAAACAUUUUUUUCACAAUAAAAUUAGAACUGAAAAUAUUGCUGCUUUCUUUCUAUUAUCAGAAGACAAGACUGUCAUUUUUAAACCUUAACUUUAAUACACUUUAUUUCACAUGUCAAAGGAAGAAAAAAAAAAUCAAUUGAGGAUAUUUUAUUAUUCUUCAUUUACAAUCUUCUACAUACACUUUGUAGUAAACACCAAAACAGAAAAAAAAAGUACAUCGGCAAUCACAGAAACCAUCCUCAAGCUGCUAGAAAUAGAAACAAACAAAAAAAAGAAAGAAAGCCAGAUCUGAUUCAGACAAUAAACCUAAAAACGGUGUUAUUAUUUUCAAUACAAUAUUUGGUAUAAAAACUAGCAUAGUGCAAAAUAAUCUCAAUAUAUUAUCUGUACCUCUUUCAUUUCUACACAUUUCUUACAUAUCUGGAUGUUUGGAGCCUGGCCUCGAUACUGGAUGUUACAAAAGAAAUAAAAUAAAUCUUGUAAGAUCAGAAGGAAGCAAAAAAAAAUAAAAAAUUAAUGAAGCUGUUUGUGGAGCUGUGAGUAGAAUUGUGCCUUAGUAUUCAUUAGGACAAGAAGAUGGUGGCAGUGUUAGCUCAGAGGUUAUGAGGUCAAAUCCCUGGACUGCAAGAGAGACACUAUCUGGCUUUGUUAAGUCACUGUGUGAUUUGACAAAUCAAUACAAUCUAUUAUAAAGAUUUACAAGCUAUUUUGUAGUAUUAGAUAUAUAAAUAUAGCUGGAGAUACUGUACAUGCUGCAAGGUUUCUGGGGUGAAGGUGUCCAGAAAUAAUAUGAAAAACCAUAGGGAAGAAAAAGACGAACAGAAUGAAUCUAGAAAGUAUCUUAUAAUCGCCCCACAGCUGUGCUGAGUAUACGAAAGAGGAAAUGAAAGAGGUUAUGAAAGAGAUUGAAGGUUGUUAUGGGAAUAUAACGUUUAUUACAGUAAACAUAUAUUUACAUCACAUUCAUGAAGGCAGAUUCAGGCCACUGCAUUCUGGUAUUUUCCCCACACCUACAGAAACCAUUCAUGAUUGGUUGGUCUCAAGCGUUAAAUAAAUUUGUAAUAAAGCUGCAGCAUUGGAUUAGGCAGCUCAACACUCUUGCAGGAGAACAUUAGAGCCAGCAUUGCAUUAUAAUAUGCUUUUCAGCUGUUUAAAGUGCUGCUGC